UGAACUGAAUAUUAAACACCCUGGGGCUGAGAAUCACUCACUUAGGAAAUUUUUCUGCUGCAGCAAAUGUUCUCCAAAAUGUCCUACUUGUGACCCUUUCAUGUUCCUAGCGGAGAUAAUACGGAACGUUCAGUGCAUGCUGGAGAACAAUCAAGUUACGCAGUAGCUCAACUGAAUAGAACACAAAGGGGGUACGAAACCUGAAGAGCAUGUGAGUCUGGGCUGCAGCAGGAUGGGAAAUGGUCAAUGCCUGGUUUUCUGAGCGUGUCCACUCUAUCCAGCCAUCUAGAGAAGGAUUGAAAGGCCCAGCAGAACCUUUAACAGCCCUCCAUACUCUGAAUGCAACUAAUGCACCAUCAUCCAGUCCAGCACCAUCCACCCCUACACGAAAGAUCUCUGCAUCUGAGUUUGAUAGGCCUCUUCGGCCGAUUGUCGUGAAGGACGCGGAGGGUGCGCUCACCUUCCUAAGUGAUACAGAAAGGGUACGGAUGCCGCUUCCUACCUCCCAGCGGCCAGGUGCAGGCAAUGGGACAGAUGAGGGUAGAGGUUGUAUGAAAACUGGUGGAAAUCGGGAAAACGGGGACCGUUGUGCUCGUCUGUUGGAGCUCGUACGUGAUGUUUCGAGUCAUUUGGACCUUACUGCCCUCUGCCACAAGAUCUUCUUGCAUACUCACGAGUUGAUAGCGGCAGAUCGCUACUCGUUCUUCCUGGUUUGUGAGGACAGCUCGAACAGGAAGUUCCUUGUUAGUCAGCUGUUUGAUGUUGCAGAGGGAUCCUCUCUUGAGGAGGCCUCCAACCGUGCCAUUCGUCUUGAAUGGAACAAAGGCAUUGUGGGAUAUGUGGCCGCCACCGGACAGCCUCUGAACAUCAAGAAUGCUUAUGAGGAUCCACGCUUUAAUGCAGAGGUGGACCAGAUUACAGGAUAUAAGACGCAGAGCAUCUUGUGUUUGCCCAUCAAAAACCACAGAGAUGAAGUUGUCGGUGUAGCACAAGCAAUCAAUAAGAGGUGUGGAGAGAAUACAACCUUCACAGAACAGGAUGAGAAGGACUUUUCAUCAUAUCUGGCUUUCUCUGGCAUAGUGCUACACAACGCACAGCUCUAUGAGACAUCACAACUAGAAAAUAGGCGAAACCAGGUGUUGUUGGAUCUAGCCAGCCUGAUUUUUGAGGAGCAACAGUCUCUGGAGGUUCUCCUGAGGAAAACGGUAGCCACCAUCUUAUCUUUCAUGCAAGCCCAGGGAUGCACCAUCUUCAUUUCGGACAGAGAAACAGCUAACACAUUCUCCAGUGUGUUUAACAUGGAAUACGAGGAGCUUGAUGGAUCUGUGGACUUCCCAAAUAGGGAAUGUGAUGUCAACAAGAUUAACUACAUGUACGCUCAGUUUGUAAAGAACACUAUGGAGCCACUGAACAUCUCAGAUGUCACCAAGGACCAGCGAUUUCCAUGGACAAGUGAAAAUCUACACUCCGCAAACUGUCAAAUUAAAAGUCUACUGUGUAUGCCAAUUAGAAAUGGGAAAAAGGACAAAGUGAUAGGAGUCUGCCAGCUGGUCAAUAAGAUGGAUGAAGCUUCAGGGGAAGUGAAACCCUUUAAUCGGAAUGACGAACAGUUCCUGGAGGCCUUUGCAAUCUUUUGUGGGCUGGGCAUCCAGAACACGCAGAUGUACGAGACAGUGGAACGAGCAAUGGCUAAGCAAGAGGUCACACUUGAGGUCCUCUCAUAUCACGCCUCUGCGGCAGAGGAAGAGACGCAGGCGCUCCAGGUAACUGUGGCAGCUACCAUCCCUUCGGCUCAGUCUUACAGACUGCUGGACUUCAGCUUCAGUGAUUUUGACCUCACGGACACAGAGACGACCCAGGCAACCAUCCGUAUGUUUGUGGACCUCAAACUGGUGCAGAACUUUCAGAUGAAGUACAAGAGUUUGUGUCAGUGGAUUUUAAGUGUGAAAAAGAACUACAGAAAGAAUGUGACGUACCACAACUGGCGACACGCCUUCAACACGUCCCAGUGCAUGUUUGCUGUGCUGAAGUCUGGUCGGCUACAGAAUAAUCUGAGUGACCUGGAGGUUUUAGCAUUGAUGAUUGCAACACUGAGUCAUGAUUUGGACCACAGAGGUGUUAACAACUCUUACAUCAAAAGGAGUGAUCAUCCUUUGGCUCAGCUGUACUGCCAUUCCACAAUGGAGCAUCAUCACUUUGACCAGUGUCUCAUGAUACUCAACAGCCCAGGUAAUCAGAUUCUCUCCAGUCUUUCUCUGGACGAGUAUAAGGCCACACUGAAAAUGAUUGAGAAGGCAAUUUUGGCCACUGACUUGGCCCUCUACAUGAAAAAAAGAACAGAAUUCUUCGAGCUAGCUAAGAACAGUCAGUUUGUGUGGGAAGACGACUAUCACAGAGAUCUCAUGAGGUCAAUGCUGAUGACCGCAUGUGAUAUCUCUGCUAUUACAAAACCCUGGCCAGUACAGAAGAGGAUAGCAGAGCUGGUUGCCACAGAGUUUUUUGAACAAGGUGACAAGGAGCGGAGAGAACUAAACAUUGAACCUAUUGAUUUGAUGAACAGAGAGAAGCAGGAUAAAAUUCCCACCAUGCAAGUGUCUUUCAUUGAUGCCAUUUGUACACAGUUAUACGAGGCAUUGACUGGUAUCUCAGAGAGCUGCUCCCCUCUGCUGGACGGCUGUAGGAAGAACAGACAGAAUUGGAAAAUACUGGCUGAACAAGGAGAGGAACGAGCUUCACUCAUUGGAGGACCGUGAUGGCUCUUUUGACACGCAUGCUUUCUCGGACCAUCCACGUUCAUUCCCAGCCCCUUUUCCAGAGACUGAAGUAGAUUCAAUUACAAUCACAAAAACAUUAACCACUCACAAUUUCAAAAAUAAAAAAGCAGCAUCCAGGAGCAGGGUUUUGGAAGGUUGGAUUAAAGAUGUAGCAGAUGAAAGUAACUUCUUGAAUCGAGUGUACUGUGCUAUUGAAGAGAAGUAUGGAUGGAUCUUUACCUGUCCAGGUAAACCAGUGGGUACUAAAGAAGGUGAUUGAGGUUUUGAAACUGUGACUUAACCAUGUUGACGCAAGAAAUGGGCAAAACAAGUUCAGCAUAUUGCAUACUGUUGAUAACCACAGAAAAUAAUUCAGUCUUUAAAAACUGUGCUUACAAUGUAAGUCUAUGAGGCAAGACAUUCAGGAGGGUUUAAAGGCAGAAAUGUGAAGCUUACAAUUUUAUAAAUGCACUUACAUUAAUACUUAUGUUAAAACUCAUGUAUUAUUUGAGCUGUUGUUUAAAUCAUCAUUUUUAUGGUCGUUUUAGGGUUUACGGUGUUAUGUCGUCAUGGCAACGAAGUUGUAAAAUUGGAUAUAACUUUACACAGGUUAUUAAGUGAUUUUAUCACAUAAAAUCUUGUUUACAUGCACAUGGUAUACGUCUUGUGGCUAUACUUUUGAAACAGUGAGUAUUUUAACGUUUACAGAUUGGCCCCCAUUCACUUCCAUUGUAAGUGCCUCACUGUAACUUGUUUUACAGAAAAGGAGGGACGAGUCGAAAUUCAUUUUUGUGGUAAUCAACAUUAUGCCACACAUGCUGUCAAUUGAGCUUAACUUGUACUGAACCCGGAAUAUCCCUUUAAUUCUUCCAUACAAAAAAAUAAAAGUGUUAUUUGUGCUGUAAAGUUGUCUAAAUCAUCCUUUUAGCUGAGAGACUACUUUUCUAGGUGGAAGAAUUUCUGACUGUAAGUCACUGAGAUAAGUGGGUGUAUUUUUCUCUGUGUAAAUCUUACUGGUAUCUUUGCAGAAGUUACCGGCUUUACAUUUUCAUGACAGGAGUUGAUCAGAAAUAACUUUACAUAGACAAGGUUAGUGUGUGAUUUUAUCACACUACUCUUAUAUUAACUAGGGCUGGUUAGAAAUAUAGAUUUUCCGAUUAAUCGCGAGUCCCAAGAUCAGUCUUUUACUUUUUUCCUCUAUUUUACUUUAGUUUUGGUUGUGAUUAUUAUAUCUGGUAAAUAAAUAGCAAUUGAACUGCAUAGUUUGGGCCCUGUUUUUUUUAAAUUGCUAUAUCGUAAUGUACCACGAUUCCCUGUAUAAUGAUGAUCAUUUUGGGAAUCGGGAAAUCUGUACGGAUACCCGGCACUAAUAUUAACUUGUAUAAUGUUUGCAUCUUGUGGCUAUCUUUUCUAAGCAGCGGAUAUUUUAAUGGUUAUUCCAGUUUAAUGCCUUGCCCCAUAGACUUUCAUUGUAGCGCAUUACUGUACACACAUUUAUUUAAUUAUUUUUUACAAACUGAGGGAUGAGAUGAAACUCUGUGAUAACCAACAAAAUGCCAUAAAUGCUGCUGAUAGAGUUUAACUCAUGAACAUCCUUUUAAUUAUCCUACAUAGGCUCUAUAAAAGGGCAUUGACACUGUGCUAUAUUCUUAUGUAGCCUGUUUUUUAUUCUUAUUUUGUGUAGCUCACUCAAUGAAUUACUGAAAUAAAGGCACAUAAUACAUUUUUAUUGUGCUUCAUUGCACUGCUGAAGCCGACAUAAAAGGAACAUGUUGAUUAAAUCGUCAUUGGAAAUGAUUUUUCACCGUUUGACCAUUUCCAUGUCACUUUGUAGCAAACCUUUAAACUGAGUCUGUUUCAUGUUGUUGUUGUUUUUAAUUCUUCACAAGAAAUAUUGUAUAAAGCUGAGGAUGACCUUGCCUGUGAAGUUAAUUAACAUAUUUGUCAAUCUAUUAUAAUAAAUCACAUGCACGCACCCACAAAGCAAAUUUACUUUAGAUGGAAGUGAAACUAGAUAUUUGUAGAAAUGUUACUGUUCAAGUUCAAAAUGCUGGAACUGUGUUCAGAAAGAAACUUGUUACAUUCUCUUACCUGACUUUGUUGUUGGGUCUAGUUUUGAUUUAACUCAGUUAUUCUGUCGAUUAUCAUCCUUCUACAAUGUAUUAUUUAGGUGGCACCUCAUGCAUUUUAAUGUAUUUUCCCUUGUAAGUACUUCACUUGAAGUACCCAUAACAUGGCUUGGCAAACCUUACUUUCCUUUGUUUACGUAUUUCCUAUUGAAACUUGACAAUUUCAGGCAGGAUAUUUCAAAGGGCUUAUUACUUUUUUUUUUUUUUGUAUUAUUAUUAUCAAAGAUUUUAGUUUACAUCACAGCCGUGCACCAUGAUAUGUUUCUACUUGCUAUUUAUAACACCAUGUAACACAAUUUUUGUUCGUGGGUAGUAAGUGUUAUUUCCUAAUUGCUUAUGCCUUAAAAGUAUAAAAAAUGGCCAUUAUUCCCCACAAACUUUGCAUUUGUGACCAGGACAGUGAUAUUUUGAAAUGUACCUAUUUCCAGUGAGAAAACGGGCGAAUUUGUGUCUUUCUGUUCUCAUGAAGUCAGAAAAAAACAACAUAUGAAUCCAAAAUCCUUCUUUAUCUGUGGUCCGACGAAGACACCGGCUUUGACCUUUUCCUCAGACAGCUUAGGGAAGAAGUCUUGAAGGUACUUGAAGGCUGCCGACUCCUUAUCUAGAGCUCUGACAAAUUGUUUCAUAAGGCCCAAUUUGAUGUGCAGUGGUGGCGUCAGCACCUUCCGGGGGUCCACCAGUGGCUCCCACUUGACGUUGUUCCUCCCCACAGAGAACUCGGUCCGCUGUGGCCAGUCCCACCUGUGGUCGUGCGG
Messenger RNA from Myxocyprinus asiaticus (Chinese sucker), 5637 nucleotides. It is a transcript of the gene pde5ab, whose product is annotated as phosphodiesterase 5A, cGMP-specific, b. Lineage: Eukaryota; Metazoa; Chordata; Actinopteri; Cypriniformes; Catostomidae. Gene Ontology annotation, molecular function: 3',5'-cyclic-GMP phosphodiesterase activity; protein binding. Bases 240 to 2753 code for a protein of 837 amino acids. The record is from RefSeq and is a predicted model, not a curated record. Gene Ontology annotation, biological process: signal transduction. The transcript is spliced from 22 exons.